GGCUUUGACCAGAUCUUCAGGAAAAAAAGGAAGCUUUUUUCUUUUAUUUUCUGGUUCCCUCUUCAUUUUCCCGGAAAACUAGCAGUUCGAUGAUUAGUUUUUGCCUUUUGGGCUGGAGACGAAGAAAAUACCACCAAACACAGAAGGGUUUCUGUCGGCGAUGAGGAUAGCGUAGAGCCAUGUCGGAUUCAGACGCUGACGUGACUCUGAAGACAUAGCGAGAAUCAAGGAUCUCUCUCCCACACCUGCCUUGAUUGUGUUCUGUACUCACCCGUGCGUGCGUGUGUGUAUAUAUACACACGUCGCCGAAUAUGUCUACGGCUUCUUGGGUUCAGCCUCCUUCUCGAUUCUUGCCGAAAUCCGGUGGUGUUUGUAAGAAAAGCUGCGGCGGCGCACGGCGGCUUUCCGGCGGCAGUUCUUUGACGACGGCGGCGGCUUCUUCUUCUUCCUUUUCCUCCAUCUCUUCGUCGUCGUUUUCCUCGUGUUCUUGCUGUUCUUCGCAGAAUUCGAAUCCCGCUUUCGGAUCAAGCAGAAGCUGGAAAUAUAGAAGUCUCAGAGCUCAAUCGAUGAGUGCCACGGCCGAACGGAACUAUUCGUUGUCUAAUGGCGACACAGACGAGAAAAACGAACCCGAUCAUCUUCUUGUUCUUGUCCAUGGAAUCUUGGCCAGCCCCAACGAUUGGAUCUACGUAGAAGCGGAGUUGAAAAGACGCCUCGGAAGGAAAUUCUUGAUUUACGCAAGUUCUUCUAAUACCUUCACUAAAACAUUCGGUGGGAUAGAUGGAGCUGGAAAACGACUAGCGGAAGAGGUUAUGCAAGUGGUGCAAAAGAGCAGGAGCUUGAAAAAGAUUUCAUUUUUGGCUCACUCCCUCGGCGGUCUAUUUGCCAGAUAUGCAGUUUCCGUUCUUUAUUCACCGACAGUUCCGCAAGCCGGUGAUGAUUCUCUAUCUCAUUCCGGAAAUUCACAACCUCCUCGAGGUAGGAUUUCCGGGUUAGAGCCGAUCAAUUUCAUCACUUUGGCCACACCUCAUCUCGGUGUGAGAGGCAGAAACCAGCUGCCAUUUCUCUUAGGAGUUCCUUUCCUGGAAAAACUUGCUGCACCGAUAGCUCCUUUCUUUGUUCGACGAACUGGUAGCCAGUUGUUUCUCACAGACGGUAAACCCGAAAAACCGCCUCUUCUGUUGAGAAUGGCAUCUGAUGGUGAAGAUCUGAAAUUCUUAUCUUCUCUGGGUUCGUUCAGAUGCCGCAUUGUGUAUGCAAACGUAUCUUACGACCAUAUGGUCGGUUGGCGGACAUCUUCCAUAAGGAGAGAAACCGAACUUUUCAAGCCUCCGAGCCGGUCUUUGGAUGGAUACAAGCAUGUAGUGGACGUAGAAUAUUGCCCGCCCGUUUCAUCCGACGGCGCCCAUUUCCCUCCGGAAGCCGCCAAAGCGAAAGAGGCGGCUCAAAGCUCGCCAAGCCCAGAGAACACACUGGAGUAUCAUGAGAUCGUCGAAGAGGAAAUGAUCCGAGGGUUGCAGACUUUAGGAUGGAAGAAAGUCGAUGUCAGUUUCCAUUCCGCCUUCUGGCCUUACUUUGCUCACAACAACAUCCAUGUGAAGAGCGAGUGGAUUCACAAUGCGGGAGCUGGAGUGGUCGCGCAUGUUGCGGACAGCAUAAAACAGCAAGAAACUUCCUCGUUCCUAACCGCGAGCUUGUAGACAGACUAUGCGCCCGAGAAACUUCGCGUAAUUAAGAUCGAAGAGGCUUUGUCUGUGUUCUUGUUGGGCAAAAGCCAUUGCAAGCAGCGGAGGGAGCUUCAACGGAUGAAGCAUAGAAAGAGGAGCAGAGCUAUUGAGUUCAUUCAUGCACAUGAUCCUCAGUCUAUCUUUUCUGUAUUGGAGGAUAUCAUGACAGAACAUAACUGUUUGUUUUAUGUACAGUUUCUGCUUCUUGGACAACAAGUAAUAUGCUCUGGGUAA
Molecule: messenger RNA, 1961 nt
Organism: Tarenaya hassleriana
Lineage: Eukaryota; Viridiplantae; Streptophyta; Magnoliopsida; Brassicales; Cleomaceae
Product: putative lipase YDR444W
Exons: 12
Coding region: 312-1700 (462 amino acids)
Source: RefSeq, a predicted model, not a curated record